AUGACUUCUCGCAUUCACGAAGACGAGGCAUCCUUCCAAGCGCCUAUCCCGCCAACUAGACAAGAAAAACCUCGCGCUCGAAUGACGCUCGAGGGUCAUGAAGAAUGGGUAUACAGUGUAGCUGUCAUCCCUGGUACCCGUCUCCUCGUCACUGCCUCGCAUGACAAAAGUCUUCGGCUGUGGGAUUCAGAGAAGGGGCAACAGGUUGGGAAGCCCUUGUUGGGUCACGACGACGGAGUCUGGACGGUUGCAGCGUCCCCUGAUGGGCGCUGGAUUGUGAGCGGGGGGUGGGACGGAAGCAUCUUUGUCUGGGAAGUGGAGACAAAGAAAUGCGUGCCCGUCUCGUUCAAGGGGCAUGAGGAGAACGUUUCGGGCAUCGUAUUUUCACCGGACAGCGAGACGUUUGCAAGUGCUUCAGACGACAAAACGAUACGUGUGUGGCUGAGGAAGACAGGAAAAACAGUCCUCGGACCAUUCCACGUGGGCACUACUGCGUGGUCGGUGUCAUACUCCCCCGAUGGGAGUAGACUUGCAGCUGGAACUGGGGAGCAUAUCAUCGUCUGGAAAGUAUCGAACGGAGAAGAGCUCCUCAAGAUAGAACAGCAGGCAGUGGGGAUCGCGUUCACUCCAGAUGGCCUCCGUCUGGUCAGUGGAAACAUUCAUGAUAUCCGAAUCUCAGAUGCUGCGACCGGAGACAUCAUCAAACAGUUCGAGGCGCACACUGACCUCAUCCAAUCACUGGCCAUUGCUCCCGAUGGCACCAAAGUUGCCAGCACGUCAGCCGACAGCACGACGCGGUUCUUUGACCUGACUACGUUCGAAGCUAUCGGCGAGCCAUUGGAGCACCCUGACGUCGUGUACUGCGUGGCUUUUUCCGACGAUAGUCAGUUUAUCGUGACUGGCUGUCACGACAACCUUGCUCGUGUAUGGACGGUUCCUCAGAGCGAUUCAGAGGAGUCAAAACAGCCACCACACAAGGAUGACCGCCGCCGCGCUGGUCCAUCCAUACUAAUUGAGACCGUCCCGCGUUCAAAGUCGCGCGCUGGACUCCCGCGCGGGUUCUUUGAUGAUGUCGAAAGAACUUAUCCUCCCCGCCGAUCCGCGUAUGGAGGUUCACAGGAUACCGCACGGCACUCGCGCAUCAAGGACCUCGUUAAUCGUCUCCCGUUUCGCAGGCAGUCACAGCAAGCACGGCCAGAAGAGGAACGUCUACACCACUCGAACGGAGUCAAGCAGUUCCUGCAGCAGCACCUUUCCUUCCGUAGGUCAAAGCCCAGCCAAGAAGGGCCACCAGUCGUUGAAGUCGCAGCCGGACGCAAAUUCACUGUAACGUGGUUCUUCUCACCCCUCAUAUCACAUCUAAUUGAUGCCCUACAGCGUCUUGCUGCUGCCAAUUUGCCGGAAUACAAGAAAGUCGAUGACACCCGACAUCCGCCUAAAGAGCACCCUGGCGCGACACAGAGCACGACGGCAAACGACCCGUCGCACGAGUCGUCUGACAUUGAUUCGCUCCCAGACGUGCAUUGGUGCAAGGCGUUCUUGUGCUACUACUCGUGCUGGUCUCAUGGCAGACUGAGGAUGCCUCCGCGAUGGCGCUUGGAGCGCGUCGACCUACACCGCCAGGAUCCAAAGACGAGUAGCAGUUAG
This is a messenger RNA of Suillus paluster, 1647 nucleotides long. RefSeq names its product WD40-repeat-containing domain protein. Gene Ontology annotation, molecular function: protein binding. The coding region runs from base 1 to 1647 and encodes 548 amino acids. NCBI's taxonomy places the organism in Eukaryota, Fungi, Basidiomycota, Agaricomycetes, Boletales, Suillaceae. The record is from RefSeq and is a predicted model, not a curated record. The transcript has 5 exons.